CCUCCUGUGCUCACCGCCGGCAGCCGGCACUUUGCGCUAACCUAGAGAGUAGCUUCACUUGGGCGCGAGGCGGAGAGGGGCACAACCAUUCACAACGAUCCAUGAAAAUGCUUUGGAAACUGACGGAUAAUAUCAAGUACGAGGACUGCGAGGACCGUCACGACGGCACCAGCAACGGGACGGCACGGUUGCCCCAGCUGGGCACUGUAGGUCAAUCUCCCUACACGAGCGCCCCGCCGCUCCCGGGCUGGCCCGGCCAGAGGCAGAGCCAGGAGUCUGGGCUACUGCACACGCACCGGGGGCUGCCCCACCAGCUGUCGGGCCUGGAUCCUCGCAGGGACUACCGGCGGCACGAGGACCUCCUGCACGGCCCGCACGGGCUCGGCUCCGGACUCGGAGACCUCCCGAUCCACUCCUUACCUCACGCUAUCGAGGACGUCCCGCAUGUAGAAGACCCGGGUCUUAACAUCCCAGAUCAAACUGUAAUUAAGAAAGGCCCCGUGUCCCUGUCCAAGUCCAACAGCAACGCCGUUUCCUCCAUCCCUAUCAACAAGGACAACCUCUUCGGCGGCGUGGUGAACCCCAACGAAGUCUUCUGUUCAGUUCCGGGUCGCCUCUCGCUCCUCAGCUCCACCUCGAAGUACAAGGUCACGGUAGCGGAAGUGCAGCGGCGCCUCUCGCCGCCCGAGUGUCUCAACGCGUCGCUGCUGGGAGGAGUGCUGCGGAGGGCGAAGUCUAAAAAUGGAGGAAGAUCUUUAAGAGAAAAACUGGACAAAAUAGGAUUAAAUCUGCCAGCAGGGAGACGUAAAGCUGCCAACGUUACACUGCUUACGUCACUAGUGGAGGGAGAAGCUGUCCAUCUAGCCAGGGACUUUGGGUACGUGUGCGAAACUGAAUUUCCUGCCAAAGCAGUAGCUGAAUUUCUCAACCGACAACAUUCCGAUCCCAAUGAGCAAGUGACAAGAAAAAACAUGCUCCUGGCUACAAAACAGAUAUGCAAAGAGUUCACCGACCUGCUGGCUCAGGACAGAUCCCCCCUGGGGAACUCUCGGCCCAACCCCAUCCUGGAGCCCGGCAUCCAGAGCUGCUUGACACACUUCAACCUCAUCUCCCACGGCUUCGGCAGCCCGGCGGUGUGUGCCGCGGUCACAGCCCUGCAGAACUAUCUCACCGAGGCCCUCAAGGCCAUGGACAAAAUGUACCUCAGCAACAACCCCAACAGCCACACGGACAACAGCGCCAAAAGCAGUGACAAAGAGGAGAAGCACCGAAAGUGAGGCUCCUCCCUCCCCGCCCCCACCGGCAGGUGACAGCUGGGGACCAGCCACCCUUCCUCCUCCUGCUGCUGCUGCUGCUGCUUCUGCUGCUGCUGCUGUGCCGCCCUCUGGCCCCUGAGUCCUCGGGACUGCUCUCUCCACUGCCAUGGGGCAGCCACUGCCGCAGACUCCGCCCCCUGCCUCGACUUACCCCCUCACCCUCUUGCAGAGCCUAAGAGAACAGAGCAGGCCGUGAAGCCAGCACAGAAAAGUUCUGUUGAGUUUGUGAAUCUUUUUUUUUUAACCAACAAAUCAACAACAAACAUUAAAGACUUUUUUUUCUAAAAAACACAAAAAAUUUAAAAAAAUUAUAUGAGCUUCAUGGGACUGAAUCACCACCUUCCCUUGCAUACUUCAGUUCAGAUUGUAGCCAUACUUUUAAAAAAGGCAAAAAGCUUAAUGACAUUUUUAUCAGUAUUGUGAAUAAACUUGAACGCAAAUACACGAAGUCCCAUGUCGUGUCUUCAGUUGUAGAAGUUUUUCUUCUCCAAGGUAAAGCGACCAGCUUGGACUUUCUCUGGCAGCACGAUUCAGUUACAUAGGGGAGUCAGUAUUCACAACUCUGUAUAUAUUUAUUUAUGUGUAAUUUAAUGGGAUUUGUAAAUAUGGUGAGUCUGUUUUAAGCCUUUUUUUUUUAUUUAUCUGGUGAUCUCGUUUACCUCUUGUUUAGUGGGUUUUGAAUCUUCCCUAUUAGUUCUUUCAUGUGGUUCAUGGUACUUAUUUAGAAAUCCAAGGUUUGGGGAAUUUUGUUUUUCCUCUGGGAUUCAUGAAUUAGCCCUGUUGUAGCAUGUUAAAGGCAAAAAUGAAACAGCUGGACAAAUAAAAGAAAGGAAAAUAAAAUUUUAUAUAUAAUUAGUAUUACAUUUAGCUUUUCAUUGAACUGAAAGAAAAAAGUGACAUUGGACCCUGGAAAGAUUUUUAAACUUAAGCAGUUUGAUAACCCUUCUAUGUAUUGUGGGGAGAAAACAGAAGUUUAUUUUAUUCUACUGUCCUUCCUUAAAAGCAUCAUCUGAGCAAUAAAUGAGUAUUGUCUUUAUACCAAGGGUUAGGGAUUUUUCCUCUCUCUCUCUCUCUCUCUCUCUUUGUUCAAAGAACUUCAAACAUGAGGGACCACCUGGUGCCCUGUAUUUCCACUGGCCCUAUUGGAAACAGUUCUAGUUGUAUUGUAUUGAGCUGUGCCGGCAGUAGUUUUCAUGCCUGUCAAUGUAUCAUAGCCCUUUGUUGCCCAGAUAAAUAAAUAUUUGAUACGCUUUAUGUCGAUUUUUUUUAUUCAGUGGCUGUCUUUACCCAGGCGUAUUUUUGUUCUUGGCAGUAUUUUUUAUUCAGUAUGGUUACAGUAAUUGAGUUUAACUCUCCCUUGGCAAUUGCUCCUUGCAAUAAGCAGCUGAACCCAUUGUUUCCCUCAAGUAUAAUAAAAACUUACUUUCAACUUGGAGUUCAGAGCAGGGUAUCAUUUAGAUAUUCCACUGAGUCUG
Molecule: messenger RNA, 2791 nt
Organism: Fukomys damarensis (Damara mole-rat)
Lineage: Eukaryota; Metazoa; Chordata; Mammalia; Rodentia; Bathyergidae
Gene: Tfap2a
Product: transcription factor AP-2 alpha
Exons: 8
Coding region: 102-1277 (391 amino acids)
Biological process (GO): anatomical structure development; regulation of transcription by RNA polymerase II; regulation of cell population proliferation
Cellular component (GO): nucleus
Molecular function (GO): RNA polymerase II transcription regulatory region sequence-specific DNA binding; DNA-binding transcription factor activity, RNA polymerase II-specific
Source: RefSeq, a predicted model, not a curated record